GUUAAUAUUUAGUGUUGGAGGGGAGCUUCACAGUGACAGCGAGCAGCAGUGAGGAAGGAGGACGAAGAGACACUCGUUCCACCAAAGUCAUUCAGAUUCAACCAUCUUCAUCAUCAUCUGGAUCAUCUUCUUCAUCAUCUUCAUCCCUCAUGUCGGUUCUUCCUCUGCGCGUGAAGGUGUUGCGGCGUCUCUGGAGUUUGAGGGGCGUCCUUGUCCUCGUCUGCAGCCCCUUCCUCCUGCUGCCCCUCGCCCUCAGCACCACGGAGGCAGCCUGUGCUUACGUCAUCGCCCUCAUGGCGGUGUACUGGUGCACGGAGGUUUUGCCGUUGGCGGUCACCGCGCUGCUGCCGACCGUCCUGUUCCCCGUCCUCGGCAUCAUGGAAUCCAAAGACGUGUGUAUGCAGUACCUGAAGGACACCAACAUGCUGUUCGUUGGGGGGCUCAUGGUGGCCGUGGCCGUGGAGCACUGGAACCUCCACAAACGGAUCGCGCUGCGUGUCCUGCUGCUGGUCGGCGUCCGACCGGCCUUGUUGAUGCUGGGCUUUAUGGGCGUGACCGCCUUCCUGUCCAUGUGGAUAAGCAAUACGGCCACCACUGCCAUGAUGGUUCCGAUUGUCCAGGCCGUACUGGAGCAGCUCCAUGGCGACGUGGACCCUCAAACCCUCCUCCGAAACCCAGGAACACACGGAGAGCAUCAGGAGAAAACCACUGCUUUUAACCAUCUUGAGACCGGUCUGAACAGGGAAACCACACAAGCCAACUCAGAAAAAUCCAGCGACUCAUGCUCCCCCGAGGCUCAGACGGAUCAGCAGGAGAUCAUCAAACCGACACCACAAGACAAACCUCCAUCAGACAGCAUCACCAGCGGACCAGAAGUCUGCUGUCAGAUGGUUUUGGAGGACCUGAACGACGAAGAAGACAGGAGGAAGUUGAAUAAAGGACUCCUGCUGUGCAUCUGCUACUCCGCCAGCAUCGGCGGCAUCGCAACGCUGACCGGCACCGGACCCAACCUAGUUCUGAUGGGACAGAUGAGCCAGCUCUUCCCUCAAAAUGGCGACGUGAUCAACUUUGCCUCCUGGUUUGCCUUCGCCUUCCCCACAAUGGUGCUCACACUGACGCUGGCCUGGUUCUGGUUGCAGUUCCUCUACAUCGGCUGCAACCUACGGAAGACGUGGGGCUGCGGGGCGCCGCAGUCGGAGAAGGAGCGGGCGGCGCUUGGGGCGAUCCGGGACGAGCACCUGCGCCUGGGGCCGGUAACGUUCGGCGAGGUCAGCGUCCUGGCGCUGCUCGUCCUCAUGGUGCUGCUGUGGUUCACCAGAGACCCGCGCUUCAUGGACGGCUGGGCCACCCACCUCUUCAACGCCAAGGCGGAGUUCGUCACUGACGCGACCGUCGCUUUGUUUGUUGCUGUUCUGCUCUUUGUUCUCCCUUCAAAGCCACCACGCUACCUCUGCUUCUGGAGGAGCUCUGACACAGAGGUGUCACAGGGCCCCGCCCCUGCGCUGCUCACCUGGCAGGUGACUCAGAAAAAGAUGCCCUGGAGCAUCGUGCUGCUGCUCGGAGGUGGCUUCGCUCUGGCUAAAGGCAGCGAGGAGUCCGGUCUGUCCCGCUGGCUCGGUACUCAAAUGACCCCCCUUCACGCCAUCCCGCCAUGGGCCAUCGCCGUCGUCCUCUGCCUCCUCGUCGCCACCUUCACCGAGUGUGCCAGCAACGUUGCCACGGCAACGCUCUUCCUGCCCAUCCUGGCCUCCAUGUCCCAGUCGAUCGGCUUGAACCCUUUGUACGUGAUGAUCCCCUGCACCCUCAGCGCCUCCUUUGCCUUCAUGUUGCCCGUGGCCACGCCCCCAAACGCCAUUGUCUUCUCUUAUGGUUUCCUCAAGGUGUCCGACAUGGCUAGAACCGGCGUGGUGAUGAACGUCAUCGGAGUGGGCUGCAUCACCCUCGCCAUCAACAGCUGGGGUGACGUGAUCUUCGGCCUGGACUCGUUCCCCUCCUGGGCCAACGCCACCUCGCCCGUGUAGUGACCUGUGCGACCUGCUGCCUCAGCUUGGAGUUCGGGGUUCUUGGUUCUUUGUUUUUGUACCUCAGCUCGUAUCAGCUGGUUCUGGUUCUGAGCCUCACCACAACCAGAACUUUGCCUUUACAUGUGGAGCUCAUGGCUGCUGACGUUUUGGUGUCUGCUCCUUUUUCUUCAUCUGUUUUAUCAAUUCAUGCUAAGCUACGGACAAUCAGGUUUUUCAAAAUAAAAGCUCAUUUUUUUUAACUGAGCUGCUUGAAGACCUUUUACUUGAAUCUAGGAUUAGGGUUAUUGUGAUUGGCAAUAAGGAAUCAAUGCAAUGAAUAUAUAUUACUAACUCUAUGAAUCAUGGAACAUUUGAAGUUCAAAAGGGACCAGGAUCAAAUAUAAUUAUGAAACAGUUGGAAUUUAGAGUAAUAUCUGACCUUGAAAAGGUCCUGAAACUAAGAAUCGGACGCUUUGAUUUGUUCCCUUUUCUUGGUGGUGACUACUUGCAGAUGUUUUUUCUAUAUAAAGAUGUAAUUUCUGAUGUUAAAUCAGUGUAAAAACUCUUGAUUCAUUAAUAAUUAGAAAAUAUUUUGUAGGUUUAUUUUUUUUGAGUUUCUAGGUAUUAAUGUGAGAGUGAAUUUUAACUGUACAUAUGUUUAACCUUUGUAUCUGUUUGCUAACAGUGUUAUUUGGUGUUAAUAAAUAAAAUGAAUGUGUGACAACAAA
This is a messenger RNA of Pungitius pungitius (ninespine stickleback), 2731 nucleotides long. Its product is annotated as Na(+)/citrate cotransporter-like. The transcript is spliced from 13 exons. Gene Ontology annotation, cellular component: membrane. The record is from RefSeq and is a predicted model, not a curated record. Gene Ontology annotation, molecular function: citrate transmembrane transporter activity; sodium:dicarboxylate symporter activity; succinate transmembrane transporter activity. Gene Ontology annotation, biological process: citrate transport; transmembrane transport. Bases 150 to 2021 code for a protein of 623 amino acids. NCBI's taxonomy places the organism in Eukaryota, Metazoa, Chordata, Actinopteri, Perciformes, Gasterosteidae.